Panicum hallii is the source of this 646-nucleotide messenger RNA. Its product is annotated as putative lipid-transfer protein DIR1. Gene Ontology annotation, biological process: systemic acquired resistance. NCBI's taxonomy places the organism in Eukaryota, Viridiplantae, Streptophyta, Magnoliopsida, Poales, Poaceae. Gene Ontology annotation, molecular function: fatty acid binding. The record is from RefSeq and is a predicted model, not a curated record. Bases 68 to 376 code for a protein of 102 amino acids. The transcript has a single exon.
UCCAGAGAGUUCACACACCCACACCAGUAGUCUAGCUGCCGGCCGCACAGUUUGCUGUCUCGACGACAUGGCCACCACCACCUGCAGGUCGUCGCUGCUGGCCGCCGCCCUCGUGGUGGCCGUCCUCGUCGCGUCGGCGGAGGCGGUGUGCAACAUGAGCAACGAGCAGUUCAUGUCAUGCCAGCCGGCGGCGGCGAAGACGACGGACCCGCCCGCGCCGCCGUCGCCGGCGUGCUGCGCCGCGCUGGGCGGCGCCGACCUGGGGUGCCUGUGCGGGUACAAGAACUCGCCGUGGAUGGGCGUGUACAACAUCGACCCCAAGCGCGCCAUGGAGCUCCCGGCCAAGUGCGGCCUCGCCACCCCCGCCAACUGCUGAGAUCGUCGAUAAUAUAAAGCUUAGCUUGUUGCCUCUUGUGUGGGUCGAUCUUGGAUCUUGGGCGUUCGUUCUUUUUCUGAGGAAACUUGGGCGGCGUUCGUUCUUGUUGACUCGUUGUGACGUGCUCUCGUGCAUGUGCGCGCUGCGUCGUCGGUGUGUGCUUGUGUGUGUGUGUCAUCGUCGCAUGUAUACAUGUAUCCAUGUCGUACGUUGUGCCUUCUAUAUGUAACUGUGUGGUUUUGAUCCAAAACGAGGUUCUUACUGCGUGCU